This is a messenger RNA of Mirounga angustirostris (Northern elephant seal), 1876 nucleotides long. RefSeq names its product meiotic kinetochore factor (gene MEIKIN). Bases 1 to 1296 code for a protein of 431 amino acids. Lineage: Eukaryota; Metazoa; Chordata; Mammalia; Carnivora; Phocidae. Gene Ontology annotation, cellular component: kinetochore. The record is from RefSeq and is a predicted model, not a curated record. Gene Ontology annotation, biological process: male meiosis chromosome segregation; homologous chromosome segregation; meiosis I sister chromatid cohesion. The transcript is spliced from 16 exons.
AUGCAGAUCAAAAAAAAUGAAAGCAAAGGAGCAACCUCCUGGACAACGAAAAGACUUCUCCCCAUUAGCUUCCCUUCAGGCCUGAAAGGAAACGCGCACCGUUUGCAGAAGAUCUCAGAGAAAGCAGAGUGCAGUGGGCAGGGAGUUAGCGGCUCUAGGCCACCGAGCCCUCGGUUAAGAGUUACAGGACAGGAAAGCCUGCAAGAAAAUAGCACUAAUGAAGAGACCCCGGAUGAGAAGAUAGCUCCAUUGAGUGAGUCAGUGACUGAUGACCUCCAGGUUGACUGUAGUUCAUCCAAUAGUGAGCUAGUGUCAGGACUAAGUGUACAGCAUGGUAUUUCUAGUUCUCUUCUGAGCUAUUCAUUCACAGACUCUUACACAGAAUACAAGAGUUUUGAAGAGAGUUUAAGUAGUUUCCCAUCACCUGAACUCUUCAGAGGAUCAGAUUAUUUAGAUUGGGAAUGUCCCAAGUUGGAAGAACACAUGCGAUGCAAAAAUUCAACUCUUCUGGAUACCAGUAAAGCAGUAUCAAUAGAGAAGCUACCACAGUUUUCAAACCUCUCUGCAAUUUUAGGUAUGCCUUCAGAAGACUAUCAGAAAUGCCAUAGAGAAAUAGUGAUGAUGUUAGCAGACCAAAGUAUUUCUCCAAAACCAAAGAGUACUUCGCAUUCAGAAUCAGAUAAUACAGCUUGUGAAGUUUUACUUGCUGAGAAAACUUACCCUUCAGCCCCUGAAAAAACAAAGAAAAAAGCAAGUCAUUCCUACCAGUACUAUGGAGUGUAUAUCAUGAUUAUGAAUUUGUUUCAGCCUGAAAAAGAUCCUGAACCCAGAGAUACAAAUUUUCAAACAAAGUUAAGUUCUCAUCAUCUAAAAAUCAAGGUUCCUUCAGGUAGAUCAAUUACCAAAGUUCCAUUGUCUCAGCCCCUGAAACCUACAUUGAGAACAAAUUCUAGUAUUCCUGAUAAGAAAAGCAGAGGCCUCUUAACAAGCACUCCAUCUUCGCAAACUGCUGGUUUAGUGAUUGAUUUGUCCUCAGUGCAGAGAGCAUCUUUUGAAGAACUAUUUCCAAAUGUCAGCAAUUAUGUUAAUUCAAAUGAAAUUGUUCCUGUGUCAAAUUUGCAAGAAAAUUCUUCAAAUGAGAUUCCUUCAAAUACAUCAGAAAUAUGUUGUAUUAUUAGAGCAACACCAGGAACUAGACAAAUGAAAAGUAAAGGUGUUAUAGUAAAGAAGAAGAAAUAUUCCCCACCUAAAGAUAUUCCUCAAGAUAUUAUAAUAAAAACAAAUGGCAGAAUGUAGCAGCCAUGGCUGAAUUUUCACCACUUUGAAGAUAUACAUGAAGUCAAAGUCCAUAAAGCAGAAUGUCUGCCUGAAAUUAUAUAUAAUUCAAAAAUCAAAAUUCUCUAAUUAUUUGUGAUAUAUCCUGGUGAUGAAAUUCUACUGAGAUUCUUAUAGUUUACUUUUAAUCAGUAAAGAAACAUUCUUAUGUACGCCUCUUAAAUAUAUGUAUUUGUAUUGUAAAAUAAGAAUAAAUAGCUUAUAUUAAAAGACUGUACACUAAACAGAUGAUUUCAGCUCUUUAUAAAGAGCAAAGUACCAGGCUACUAUGUAACUGCCUUUGUUUUUUUUUUUCCCAAAGUUUGUCCUCUGUAUGGAUUAAAAGUAGUAAAGUUGUUGAAGCACUAAAAAUGAAAAUGCUUAUAUUACGAGCUAUUUUUAAGAGAACUUAAUUGAAACCACAUGAGUGAGAGACCUACUUCCAGGCCUGACUGAAAGAAACUCUGUACUCUAGUUUGCUGAAGCAGGGAAUGUAUAAUACGUACAAUCAAUCAUACACUAAGUUUUUGAUGUAUUACCUCAUCCUUAAGCCUUUAGCUAA